This is a messenger RNA of Melospiza melodia melodia, 1885 nucleotides long. It is a transcript of the gene RUMY1, whose product is annotated as family with sequence similarity 72 member A. The record is from RefSeq and is a predicted model, not a curated record. Gene Ontology annotation, cellular component: cytosol. Bases 1 to 462 code for a protein of 153 amino acids. The transcript is spliced from 4 exons. Lineage: Eukaryota; Metazoa; Chordata; Aves; Passeriformes; Passerellidae.
AUGUCGUCCAGCGGCUGCACCUUCGCGGACCGGUGCGUGAGCGUGCUGUGCUGCCGGUUCUGCCGGCAGGUGCUGAGCUGGCGGGGGAUGCAGGCGGUGCUGCUGGCCGGCACCGACACCGACACCGACACCGCCCUCUACUCCACCGACAUGCCGCCCUCGGGAGCCGUGGAUUUCAUCGGGAGCUGCCGCUUCGCCGAGGUCUGCGCGUGCAGAGUGAGGAGCGUCGCCUGCCUGAAGUGUGGGAAUGUUGUUGGCUACCACGUCAUCUGUCCCUGCAAGCCCUGCCUGCAGUCCUGCAACAACGGGCACCUCUGGAUGUUCCACAGCCACGCCGUGCUCGGCAUCAACAGGCUGGACCCUUCUGGUGUGAAUGUUUUGCUGUGGGGCAACCUGCCAGCUCUGGAGGAGAGCACCGAGGGAGACACGUCCUGCACCUCUGAGGAGGAGUUCAUCAGAUGAAUUCCACCUGCAGCAUCUUUGCCUUGGGUUUAUUUCAUUUCACCCGGUGGCUCAUCAGAGCUUAAACAGCAGGAAAAAAAAAAAACAAAAACCAGGAAAUCUGGAAAAAAAAAAAAAAAAUUGAAUUUUUCUUGCUCUUUCCCUGAAUCUGCCUGAGCAGAUCCACCUUGGAAAUGCCAACACAAAGUGCAUUUACUGAGCUCUGUUUUGCUUUUUAUUCUUAACCCUCAACAGCUGAUAAUCCUUCUUUUCUUCUUCCCCGAAGCACUUUGCACAGAGCAAAACCUCUCAGCUGCUCUCAGUUCAAAGGAAUUCUCAGGAAUAAUCAGCCAGGUCUGGCAGAGCUCAACACUCAAAGUUUUCUGCUCUGGCUCUGGGUUCUCCUGCUCUUUGCAGCAUCUCUGCACCUGAGGAUGCUCCUGAAUAUGCACGGGGAAGCCUCUUGGAGCAUUUCCAUCUUUAUUUUUCAAUGCUUGCAGGGUUUCAGCACCAAACUCUGCUUUUCUGGGCUGUUUUAAGAGGAUUUUUGAUACUCGUGCAAUGUCACGUGGGUCUAUUAUUCAAAUUUCCAUAUCAGUGGGGCUGAGAGUCAGAAGGAAAAUAAUAAAACCACGUUUGAUUAUUAUUAUUAUUAAUAAUAAAACCAUGUUUUAUUAUCCUGGUUUAACCACCCAGGACCAAUGGCAGCAUAAUAAUAAUAUUAAUAACAAUAAUAAUAAUAGUAAUAAGGGUUCUGUCUCUACAGAGAUCAAGUUGAUGGUUUUUCUCCCUGAUUAAUCCUAAAUUUGCAGUUUCUUAGUAGAACUUCAAGGCUACAAUGGAGUUUUUCUUCAGGGCAGCAAUAAAACCCAUCCACUUUCAUAUAUGUAAUAUAUAUAUUUUUCUAUAUAUAAUAUAUACAUAUAUAUAUAUAUUAUUUUUUCCCCUCUCCAAAAUAAAACUCAGUCAUGAAAUUGGGUCUUUUCAGAAAAAGCAAGAAAAAUAAAAGUUAAAUAUUUGGUGUUCAUGCCAAAUUUUCCAUCCUGAGCUGCACAGACAAUCUGGUUGCUGUAGGUGAUGAAUUCAAAGCUCAUUUUCUGAGUUGUUAACGAACCAUCAUGUUUAAUUUCUGAACUAAUUCUGUCCCCUUCAGCUGCUCACCUGAAGGCCACCAAUAAAAAAUUCCAGAUAAAAUCACAUCAGGGAUCAGAGGGAACUUUUAAAUUUGGAUUGAUGCUGAAUAAAUCUCUCUGUAGGCUCCUGUGAUACUUGAAAGGGGUGCAAUGAAUUCUCUCAGCGUUUUUACUGCUCAUUAUCCAUUUCUUAAUUAAUGGCACUACCUCUUCUGCACUGUUUAAAUGUCUAUUGUGUAUAUUUGUAUGUGUGUCUUGUUUUGAAUUCCUGUGUUGUGUCUGCCCAGGAAAUAAAAGCUUUGGACUCUGGA